CCUCAUCUUCGUGGAGGCGAUUAAAGAAGCCAACGAAUUGUCUCUUAUGCUACAUAACCUCUUCUUUACAAGUGCUUUCCUCCUGUGCUUCCGUUUGCUUUCCAUUUUCCAAGCUCACCCUUCUCUCUCUCCUUCUUCCAUUAUAUAUAUGAAUGGAUUUUCCAAUACCCAUUGCCUUAAAAGCAAAAAGCUAAGACCAACCCAGAGAGAGAUUACGUAGAUAUUUAUAUUCAAUACUUAUCUCAUUAAAGACGAAGAUAUUGCCUUUAAGUGUCCAUUACUUGUUUUUUUAUGUUUGAAACCCACAAAGGAAAACCAAUGGCUUGGAGUUUCAGAGAUAGGAAGAUAAACCCUUGGUUGUUGAGGCUUCUGCUACUAUUCAUUUUGGCUGUUUAUAAAACGACGGCGUAUGGAGAGAUCAGAACGCAGCACCAGCAGCAAGAACAACAGCAGGACCAGCGACAGCGUCACAGAAACGCCUAUGCAACGAUGAUGUACAUGGGGACUCCAAGGGACUACGAGUUCUACGUAGCUAUACGUGUCAUGAUCAGAUCCCUUGCUAGACUCCACGUGGACGCUGAUCUCGUCGUCAUUGCCGCCGUCGACGUCCCCCUCCGUUGGGUUCAUGCCCUGGAACAGGAAGACGGAGCGAAGGUGAUACGAGUUGAAAAUGUGAAUAAUCCGUACAAGAACCAAGACAAUUUUGACAGAAGAUUUAAGUUAACGCUGAAUAAACUCUAUGCGUGGAGUCUGGUGGACUAUGACAGAGUGGUUAUGCUUGAUGCCGAUAACCUCUUCCUCCAAAACACUGACGAGUUGUUCCAAUGUGGACAAUUCUGUGCAGUCUUCAUCAACCCCUGCAUUUUCCAUACUGGGCUCUUCGUGUUACAGCCAUCAACGGUGGUGUUUAAGGACAUGCUUCAUCAGUUGGAUGUCGGACAAGAUAACCCUGAUGGUGCAGACCAGGGUUUUAUUGGUGGCUACUUUCCGGACCUGCUUGACAAGCCGAUGUUCUAUCCUCCUCCUAAUGGCACUAAACUUGAAGGAUCUUACAGACUUCCUCUAGGCUACCAAAUGGAUGCCACUUAUUAUUAUCUCAGACUCCGGUGGAAUGUACCCUGCGGGCCUAAUAGCGUGAUUACUUUCCCAGGUGCACCAUGGUUGAAACCAUGGUACUGGUGGUCAUGGCCUGUUCUGCCACUAGGCCUUCAAUGGCAUGAACAACGCCGUCAAAAUCUCGGAUACGGAGCAGAGAUACCCAUGGUAUUUAUUCAGACUCUAUUAUACCUAGGAAUAAUUGCCGUGACUCGCCUAGCUCGACCAAAUCUCUCCAAGCUUUGCUACCGGCGAACAGACAAGAACAUCUCCUUGGUACAUGCUGGUUUGAAAUUGCUAGCGAUAUGGUCAAUCCUAGUAGCCUAUGUACUCCCCUUCUUUAUUAUUCCUUGUACAAUUCACCCAGUUGUAGGUUGGGCAGUAUACUUGCUUGGCUCAUUCGCGCUUUGCUCUGUAGCGAUCAACACGUUUACGCUGCCAUUGUUGCAUGUCUUGACUCCAUGGUUAGGGAUGUUUGGAGCACUUCUGGUCAUGGCAUGUCCUUGGUACCCUGAUGGGGUUAUAAGAGCUUUAGCAGUCUUCGGCUACGCUUUCUGCUGUGCACCUUUUGUCUGGGCAUCAUUAGUCAAGGUCAUGACACUUGAAAGGGAGGUUUUCUUCCCAAUAUUGGGUGAAUCUUCGCCGCCUUCUGGAUUCAACAAAUUGUAUUAAGGGAUAAAUAUAUUAUAAAUUGAAUUCAGGGCAUCUUCUUGAUGAUUCUUUUGCAGAUUUUAAAGGCGAACAAUCACGAAUAUAGGGAAGUUUGAUUUUACAUAAAGCUUCCUUGGGUUGUGCAUAGUUUCGAAUUCAACAUCUAGGCAAAAGAGGCCAGGGGUUUAGCAGCUACUUCAGAAAAGAAUGCCUGUGUAUUGGGCAUACCAUUAUUUCAUUGAAUUUAUAGCGUAGUCAAAGGAAUCUAUAUUCCUAGAACGUUGCUUGCUUCUUAAUUAGCUGGGAUUAUUUAUGUUACCAUUGGAUCUGAUUGAGGAGAAUGUGAGAAGUGAUCUUUUGUAAUUUUGCAGAUGCUUCGCAGUAUACACAUCAAUAUCAUUCUUCUUUCUUUUCUCC
Messenger RNA from Hevea brasiliensis (rubber tree), 2163 nucleotides. Its product is annotated as putative glucuronosyltransferase PGSIP8. The transcript has 5 exons. NCBI's taxonomy places the organism in Eukaryota, Viridiplantae, Streptophyta, Magnoliopsida, Malpighiales, Euphorbiaceae. The record is from RefSeq and is a predicted model, not a curated record. Bases 292 to 1767 code for a protein of 491 amino acids. Gene Ontology annotation, molecular function: glycosyltransferase activity.